Molecule: messenger RNA, 940 nt
Organism: Frieseomelitta varia
Lineage: Eukaryota; Metazoa; Arthropoda; Insecta; Hymenoptera; Apidae
Gene: Fadd
Product: fas-associated death domain protein
Exons: 4
Coding region: 156-881 (241 amino acids)
Biological process (GO): signal transduction
Molecular function (GO): protein binding
Source: RefSeq, a predicted model, not a curated record
AAAUUAAAGGGAUUAGAAUAAUAUUAAUAUUAUAUUAAAAAUAUAUAUAAGAAUGUAUAAAUGCUUUUAAAUUAUAUUUGAAAACACAGACAAAGCAAAUAACAUACAUAAAGUAUUAAUUGUGAAAGGGGAAUCCUUUUGUUAGUAUAAUAAAAAUGGAACAAAUGUAUAUAUGUUUAAGAGAAGAAUUCUUAUCAGCUGCACAUCAUCACAUUAAUAGAAAUACAUUGAAUACACUUAAGGAAUAUUAUAUGCAAUAUAUAGAUUCAAAUCGCAAAUUAAGUCAGAUUAAAGAUUUAAUGACAUUAGUGAAAAUAUUAGAAAAACGUGAUAUUUUAAGCUGUUAUAAUGUGACACCACUUUUACAUAUUUCAAGUUAUUUUUCAAAUGAGUCUUUGCAAAGCAAAAUAAAGGAUUAUAAUAUUUAUGUUAAAAGUAUACCAUCUUUUUUGUCUUGUAAUAUGUAUCAAGAAACAAAUGAAAAUACAAAUAAGGACAAAUGUGAAAUAUCAAACACAACUAAAAAUAGUUCAUUACAAACAUCUAAUAAGCUUGAAGAUGAAUUUACAUUACAAUACGAGGAUCAAAAAAGGAAUGUUUGUACACAAGAAACUAUAAAACAAAUUUUAUCGCACUUAAGUGAAAGAAUUGGUCGUUCUUGGAGAGAUACUGUUAGAAAUUUAGGUGUACCUGAAUGCCAAAUUGAUAUUAUUGAAAAAAAAUAUCCUUUUGAGCUAAAAGAGCAGAGCUAUCAAGCUUUGAAAUUAUAUAUGACCCAAUAUAGUAACAAUAAUUGGAAAAUAAAUUUAAUAAAUGCUCUAGAGAAAGCAAGACGUAGAGAUCUGAAGGAACUUGUUGAAAAACUAGUAUUAGAAAAUUAGAAUUGAAUAAUUAAUUUAAGGGAAAUUGAAAAUAAAAAAAUAACAUGCAUAAAAAGUAA